Messenger RNA from Pseudocercospora fijiensis CIRAD86, 3110 nucleotides. RefSeq lists its product as uncharacterized. The coding region runs from base 162 to 1793 and encodes 543 amino acids. Gene Ontology annotation, molecular function: iron ion binding; monooxygenase activity; heme binding. The transcript is spliced from 3 exons. Gene Ontology annotation, biological process: sterol metabolic process. The record is from RefSeq and is a predicted model, not a curated record. Lineage: Eukaryota; Fungi; Ascomycota; Dothideomycetes; Mycosphaerellales; Mycosphaerellaceae.
CGUACAGCCUGCGAUAUCGAGGAUCGGCGGUGCAGAGAGGAGGAAUUACUCAAGCUCUCCAGGCCCAGGUACAGAACUGUUGUGAUUGGAGGCAAACAGCACACGAAACCACUGACAGCCGAGUGCGCACACCCGCGCCCGGUCACGUCGCGAUCGCCAGCAUGGCGAGUGUCAUGGAAACUUUCAAUGCCUCGGCAACACACCACCCAAACACCAUCCACGCGACUAUCGAUUCGCUGCAAACCGGUUUCGUCAGCAAAGCCUUCGACAAUUUCACGCCGGUGAGCUGGUUUGGCGUGUUUUUGACCAUCUUCCUGGCAGCCAUAGUUUACGACCAGUUAUCAUAUUGGCAACACAAGGGCCCAUUGGCAGGAGACGCGUGGAAAAUCCCUUUCGUUGGACCGUUCCUUGAAAGUGUCAACCCCAAGUUCUCCGCAUACCAUACCAAAUGGCUCUCUGGUCCGCUUUCCUGCGUGUCCGUCUUCCACAAAUUUGUCGUCAUCGCAGCCACUCGCGACAUGGCCCGCAAGGUCCUGAACAGCCCGAUGUACGUCAAGCCAUGCGUGGUGGAUGUAGCGCAUAAACUCUUGCGUCCAGAGAAUUGGGUGUUCUUGGAUGGAAAGGAGCAUGUUGAAUAUCGCAAGGGUCUCAAUGGCUUGUUCACUAGGCAGGCGCUGGAGAACUACCUGCCAGGUCAAGAGGAGGUCUACAACGAGUACUUCGAGGACUUCCUGCGCGAAAGCGAGGCAGCAGGCGAGCCAAAGCCAUGGGUGUACCAGCUUCGUGAGAUCAUGUGUGCUGUGUCUUGCCGUACCUUCGUUGGACACUACAUGAGCCGGGAACAAGUCAAGCGCAUUGCGGACGAUUACUAUUUGAUCACCGCAGCUCUUGAGCUGGUCAACUUCCCCAUCAUUCUUCCAUUCACCAAGACUUGGUACGGAAAGAAAUGCGCCGACAAAGUGCUCGAGGCCUUCUCCAACUGCGCUGCCAAGUCCAAAGUCAGAAUGAGGCAGAAGGGUGCUCAGCCGGAGUGUAUUAUGGAUCGCUGGGUGAUGCAAAUGAUUGCUUCUGAGCGAUACCGAGAGCGCAUUGCAAAGGGCGAGAAGGUGCCAGAUGAGGAGAAGCCACCAAUGCUGCUAAGGAACUUCACAGAUUUGGAGAUCUCCAUGACUGUCUUCACCUUCCUCUUCGCCUCCCAAGAUGCGACAUCAAGCGCCUGCUCGUGGAUGCUUCAGGUCGUGGCAGAUCGCCCAGAUGUCAUGCAGAAGGUGCGGGAAGAAGGCGACAGACUACACCCAAAUCCAAAUGAGCCAAUCAGCCUGGAAAUUCUUGAGAGCAUGCAAUAUACGAGAGCAGUUGUCAAGGAAACCCUUCGUUACCGCCCACCAGUCCUCAUGGUUCCAUACCUUGUCAAAAAGGACUUCCCAAUCCCAGAAGCCAAUUACGUUGCAAAGAAGGGCAGUAUGAUUGUCCCAUCGACUUGGCUUUCGCUUCACGACCCAGACGUCUACGAGCAACCCGACGAGUUCGUUCCCGAACGAUGGACGAUCGGCGAUGCAGAGGAGAAGGGCAACAAGAACUGGCUCGUCUUCGGUACUGGUCCACACUACUGUCUUGGCCAGACGUACGCUACACUCAACCUCAUGCUCAUGUUGCACAAGUUCAGCGCCAGCUAUGACUGGAAGCACACCAAGACUCCAACUAGCGAGGAGAUCAAGGUCUUCGCAACCAUUUUCCCUAUGGAUGACUUAUUGCUCACCAUCCGACGGCGUGAGGGUGUCGCCACUGCAUGAGCGUUGUUUUUGAAAAGGCUGCCGAUUUCCCGUUGAGGCGUUUCACAGUGCGCCUAGCGGAGGUCAUGCAUUGGGGCGGAAGCGUGAGAUACCUCCUGCUAUAAGCAUAAAUGCUAGCAGACCGUAAUUGAAGUUUCUAAUACAUUCCAGAGAUAUACUCGUGAUCACCGCCUCAUUAUAUGAAUUGGGGGACUCUUGCUGCGUCCCAACCGCGUUUCUCGGGGCAGCUGGGUCGAGCAGUCCAUCACAGGAAGCGCAGCUUGGGCGAGAAAUGGCCUCAGCCUCCAGUAGCUUGCUGUCCUGACUGCUAUUCUGACAGCCGCAGAGCUUCCUCGUCACAACUAAGGACAGAAGCAGAGUUCUGGGGAUGCGUGGCUUGGAGGGCGCUCGCUCCUGGUAUUGUCCAGACUGCCCAUUGCCGUGGCGCAGGAUCUUGAAUGCAGCUUCUGAAGUCACACGACCAUUUUUUUCCCCAGAGCAUCUGAGUAGACCCAGAACCCUUUGCAAUUGGUGCUCGUCCGCCAGCCCUAUUCUGUAGGUCAACUCGCGCUGCCUGAGUUACUCAUUGAUCAACUCCCUCACACCCUUCACCCAAAACUCAAACUCAUAGGAUCCAUACCCGGCAUCGUCCUAUGAGAAACAUGCAACCACCGUCCCUCAAUCAAAUGAUACUCCAAAUGCGUCACAUUCCUCUGCGCAACACCACUCCAAUCCCCCGUGACCUCCAUAUUCGCGAAAAUCUCCGCCCUUCCUUUCCCCUCAUCCACCGUCGUCGUGAAAUCUAUGAUGCGCAGUCUGAAGUCGGGAGACAUUGCGACUUUUUUCUUUAUCGAGUCGACGAAGCCUUGGACUGAGAGUUUUUUCACCGAGAGAGUUGCUGUUGUGGAUGCUUCCCAGUAUGUGGCUUUGUUUUGGAAGAGUGCCGAGGAGGGGCUCCAGUCUCGGUCGUUUACUGCGUCGACGUCGGCUAUGGACAUUGUUUCUAGGAGUUUGGAGAUGCGGUAGAGUCGUUCUUUUGGCGUUUCUUGGAUGUAGAUGUGUUGUUGUUGUUGGGGUGGUGGCUGUUGUUGGUCAUCUUGGUCCUUGCAGUCUUUGGGCGAUGGGGAAUCAAAGCUCUUGGGCGUGGGGAGUUGGUUCAUUGGUGCCUUUGAAGUACUGGACUGCUAUGGUAUGACGAGAGAAAAGUUUAUGCUUUUGUUGUAUGUCUUCGAAUCAUCUGGUGGCGUCGGCGUCGUUCAACUUCAUGCAUCAGAUCGGCUGUUCCUGUGAGGAAGUUUCAUGGUGCUUCUGAGGUCUUCGGGUGAUUUGACUGUCCAC